GGUGGAAGGGAGUUGAUAAAGGCCCUGGCUUUCACCCUUUGUUUGGACUUCCAACACUCUUCCACCACGUUCCAUUUUAACACAAAAGCACGCAACUUUUGCUUCUGCGAGGUGGGGUAUGCUUUCCCUGUUCUCUUAUUCAUAUUCCCUGAUGUUCCUGCUUGAGCCAAUUUUUGCUCAUGGGAUUUCCGGUUCCUUCCACCUGGUUUUGUUACUUUUGUUGUUUGCCAUUUUGGUGUUUAAGAGGGCUGAGAGAGGUUAUGGUAAGGAGUUGAAAGCCAAGGUUACGCGCAGGGGGGUUUUGUGGCAUAAGCAGACUUUGUUAUGUUGUUUAGCUGUUUCUGGGUUUAAUGCCGCUCUGUGUUUGUUCAGCUAUUUCCAUGGGUUUAGGAAUGGUUGGUUCUUAGAUGAACUCGUGAUGCUUUCUGAUUUAGGGCUUAAAACACUUGCUUGGGGUGCAAUUUCUCUUUACGUGCAAAUUAAAUUCUCUGCUUCUGGUGAACAGAAAUUCCCAUUUUUCGUGAGCAUCUGCUGGUGCUUUUAUCUGUUGACUUCUUGUUAUUGUCUUGUCAUAGACAUCUUUCAUAGCAAAAAUCAGGCCUCCUUACCAAGUCAGUAUUUAGUGUCUGAUAUUUUCUCUGUUAUUACCGGUUUGCCUAUCUGUUUGGUGGGUUUUUUGAAUAGAAAUAGGAGCGAAGAUACCUUCCUAGAGGAACCCCUUUUGGAUGGAGGUUCCAGUCUAGAGUCAAAGAAGUCCGGAGAAGAUGACUCUGUAACCACUUUCUCAAAUGCCAGUAGUUUUAGCCGUGUUACAUUCUCAUGGAUGGGGCCUUUAAUCGCGCUCGGCAAUAGGAAGAAGAGUUUAGACUUUGAGGAUGUUCCUCAACUUGAUAGCCUUGAUAGUGUAGUUGCGUGUUUUCCAAAUUUUAGAAAAUUGCUUGAGUCUGCUGGUGGUGCUGGGAGUGGGGUGACCACACUUAAGCUGGUAAAGGUGUUGUUCCUUUUAGUAUGGAAAGAUGUUCUCUGGACAGCUUUUUUGGCACUUGUGGAAACAGUUGCUUCAUAUGUUGGCCCAUAUUUCCUUGACACUCUUGUCCAAUACUUCAAUGGGCAACGGGAGUUCAAAAAUGAGGGGUAUCUUCUGGUUACAACAUUAUUUUUUGCAAAACUUCUAGAGUGCCUAUGUCAAACGCACUUCUCUUUUAGGCUGGCGCGAAUUGGAAUCAGAAUUAGAGCAGUACUGGUAACAAUGAUUUACAACAAGGGUUUAACCCUCUCAUACCAAUCGAAACAGAGCCACACUAGUGGGGAAAUCAUCAAUUUCAUGGCUGUUGAUGCAGAAAGGGUUGCUGACUCUUGUUGGAACAUUCAUGAUCCAUGGAAGGUCAUUCUGGAAGUUGCUUUGGCAUUGUUUAUCCUGCAUAGAAAUCUUGGAAUAGCAUCAGUUGCAGCUUUUAUUGUGACCGUACUCCUUAUGUUAGCAAAUUUUCCUUUUGGGAAGUUGGAGGAGAAGUUUCAAGACAAGUUGAUGAAAUCAAAAGAUAAAAGGAUGAAGGCAACAUCGGAGAUCUUAAGGAAUAUAAGAAUUCUCAAGCUUCAAGGCUGGGAAAUGAAGUUUCUGUCAAGGAUUUUUGAGCUCAGGAAUGUUGAGGCAGCAUGGUUAAAGAAGUAUGUUUACACCUCUGCCGUGACCAGGUUUCUAUUUUGGAUGGCACCGAUUUUUGUGUCUGUGGCCACCUUUGGUACUUGUAUGCUUCUGGGAAUCCCUCUUGAGUCCGGGAGGAUCCUAUCUGCAAUUGCUACAUUCAGUAUUCUUCAAGGGUCAAUCAAUAGCCUUCCUGAAACGAUUUCAGUGUUAAUUCAGACAAAGGUUUCUCUUGAUAGAAUUGCAUCCUUCUCUUGUCUGGAUGACUUGAAUUCUAAUGUUAUAGAGAGGCUUCCAAGUGGUACUUCUGACAUAGCAAUUGAGAUCAUUGAUGCGAAUUUCUCCUGGGAUUUAUCUAGCACAAAUGUUGCUCUGAAAGAAAUAAAUUUAAAAGUGCACCAUGGUAUGAAGGUUGCAGUUUCUGGUAUUGUUGGCUCUGGCAAGUCAAGUUUUCUUUCCUGUAUUUUGGGUGAAAUUCCCAAAAUAACUGGGACUGUAAAGUUGUGUGGCUUGAAGGCUUAUGUUGCCCAAUCACCUUGGAUACAGAGUGGUAGCAUUCAAGAGAACAUAUUGUUUGGUAAGGGGAUGGACAAGCAAAGGUAUGAGAUGGUGCUUGAAGCUUGUGCCCUCAAAAGAGACCUUGAAAUCCUCCCAUUUGGUGAUCAGACAGUUAUAGGUGAGAGAGGAAUCAAUUUGAGUGGAGGACAGAAGCAGAGAAUACAGAUUGCUCGUGCUCUCUACCAAGAUGCUGAUAUCUAUUUGUUUGAUGAUCCUUUUAGUGCUGUGGAUGCUCAUACUGGAUCUCACCUUUUUAAGGAAGUUUUGUUGGGCAUCUUGAAAUCGAAAACUGUUAUUUAUGUCACUCAUCAAGUUGAGUUCUUGUCUGCUGCGGAUUUAAUCUUGGUCAUGAAAGAUGGGAGGAUUACUCAAGCUGGAAAAUAUGAUGAAAUUCUUUGUCAAGGAACUGAUUUGAUGGAACUUGUAGAUGCACAUGAGAAAGCUUUGUUAGCACUUGAUACAGCUGAGGCAGUAUCUGUUUCUGUAGAAGUAAGUAUCAGCAAAGAUGAUGUUGUGAGUGGAAUAGAAGAAAUUAAAAGUAUUCCAAAUGGUAAAACUGAUGACAGUGUUGGGUCUAAAGGACAACUUGUCCAAGAAGAAGAGCGAGAGAAAGGGCGUGUGGGGUUUUCAAUUCUGUUUCAGCUUCUUCAGAUCAGUGGCAAUUGGUGGUUGGCCUGGGCAACUCCUGCCUCAGCAGAUGUCAAACCUGCAGUUGGGAACUCUACAUUAAUAAUGGUCUAUAUAGCUUUGGCCUUCGGAAGUUCUUGGUGCAUCCUUGCCAGGGGCAUGUUUCUUUAUACAGCUGGAUACAAAACGGCCAAUCUAUUGUUCAAUAAAAUGCAUUACUGCAUUUUUCGUGCUCCCAUGUCUUUCUUUGAUGCCACCCCAAGUGGGCGUAUACUAAACAGGGCUUCUACAGAUCAAAGUUCAGUGGAUUUGGGUGUUCCAAAUCUAUUUGGGAGUGUUGUCUUCACAGUGAUCCGACUCCUUGGAAUCAUUGCGAUGAUGUCUCAGGCUGCAUGGCCAGUCUUUAUUGUUUUUAUUCCUGUGAUUGCUACCUCCAUUUGGUGUCAGCAAUAUUACAUAUCUCCAGCCCGAGAACUUUCAAGAUUAAUCGGUGUACAUGGAGCUCCAAUAAUACAACAUUUUGCUGAAACAAUUUCAGGUUCAACAACAAUCAGGAGCUUCGAUCAACAUUCGAGAUUCAGAGAGACAAACAUGAAACUGAAUGACUAUUAUUCUCAGCUAGUAUUCUAUAGUAAUGGAGCAAAUUCAUGGAUGGGCUUCCACCUAGAUAUGUUAUCUUGUCUUAUGUUUGCCUUCUUUUUGGUCUUCUUAAUCUCCAUUCCACAGGGAGCUAUUGAUCCAGGCAUUGCUGGCUUAUCCGUGACAUAUGGAAUCAGUCUAAAUAUGUUGCUAAGUUAUGUAGUGUGGAGUCUGUCCUAUCUAGAGAAAAGAAUUGUAUCAGUGGAGAGAAUGCUUCAGUAUAGUAGCAUUCCCAGUGAGCCACCUCUAGUGAUAGAAACAAAUCGUCCAGCUCAUGCUUGGCCAUCAUAUGGAGAAAUCCAUAUUCAUGAUCUGCAGGUGCGGUAUGCUCCAAAUUUGCCACUUGUGUUGCAAGGCCUUACGUGCACUUUUCCAGGAGGAUUGAAAACUGGCAUUGUAGGGAGAACAGGAAGUGGUAAAUCAACACUUAUACAAACACUUUUCCGGAUGGUUGAACCUGCAGCUGGUCAGAUUCUAAUAGAUGGUGUCAACAUUUCGUCCAUUGGAUUGCAUGAUCUACGGUCAAGACUAAGCAUCAUUCCUCAGGAUCCUACUAUGUUUGAAGGGACAGUACGGAGCAAUCUGGAUCCUCUUGAAGAGUACACGGACGAACAGAUUUGGGAGGCUCUGGAUAAGUGCCAACUUGGAGAUGAAGUUAGGAAGAAGGAAGAGAAACUAGAUUCUACAGUCAGUGAGAAUGGAGAGAAUUGGAGCAUGGGACAGAGACAACUUGUCUGUCUCGGGCGUGUGUUGCUGAAGAAAAGUAAGGUCUUAGUGCUCGAUGAAGCUACUGCAUCUGUGGACACAGCUACUGAUAAUCUAAUUCAACAAACUCUAAAGGAACACUUCGGUUGCUGCACAGUCAUAACCAUUGCACAUAGGAUAACUUCUGUUCUAGAUAGUAACAUGGUCCUGCUUUUAAGUCAAGGAGUUGUGGAAGAAUAUGAUUCUCCAGCAAAAUUACUUGGAAACAAGUCUUCCUCUUUUGCUCAACUUGUGGCUGAGUACAAUGCAAGAUCAGAUUCUAGUUUUCACCAUUAAAAAUAUUUCAUCUGAUUUAGGCCUAAUGAAUAAGUGUGUUCUUUUACCUACGAGAGAAACUUCCAUGGAAGCAUUGGACUGAUCUUUAAACGCGUUAGGUUUAAGAAGUCUAAGAAUGGGGAAGUUUAGCCCAAAAAAUUUCAGAUUAGUGGCUUAAUUUGCUUGAUAAUUUUCUUUUCUUUUUUAUAUUUUUAAAUUGUCAAUAAACAACAAUGAAUUGAGAUUUUAUGG
This is a messenger RNA of Rubroshorea leprosula, 4741 nucleotides long. The record is from the annotation of a GenBank genome assembly. Lineage: Eukaryota; Viridiplantae; Streptophyta; Magnoliopsida; Malvales; Dipterocarpaceae.